Molecule: messenger RNA, 369 nt
Organism: Pleurotus ostreatus (oyster mushroom)
Lineage: Eukaryota; Fungi; Basidiomycota; Agaricomycetes; Agaricales; Pleurotaceae
Exons: 1
Coding region: 1-369 (122 amino acids)
Source: RefSeq, a predicted model, not a curated record
AUGGAUGAAGCGUCUAAGCACGAGCGCGGCGUCGAUCUGGGAUGGUUCUUCUUCCGCCUGCGCUACGAGGACAGAUCCAAACGCAGGAACUUCCAGAACCUGCGCUUGCUGCUUGUGUGGGGGAACUGCGUCACGGGCAAGGAGAAGUGCACGGUCGCGGAUAUCUUUGAGGAAUUGCCAGGAUUGGAGUGUUUCGAGGCGAUGAUGGAUGAUGUGAGGUGCACGCGUGAUGCGAGGGACGGGACAACUCGGGUAGUUCGGUGGAGGUGCCAGAAGAACGAGGCGUGGCGUCGUGAUUGGGCGAAGGGUGUAUCGACAGUAGACCCUGAUUCGCCUCUUAUCCUGUUCAGCGACCUUUGGUGCCAGUGA